Jatropha curcas is the source of this 1574-nucleotide messenger RNA. RefSeq names its product Zn-dependent exopeptidases superfamily protein. The record is from RefSeq and is a predicted model, not a curated record. Gene Ontology annotation, biological process: proteolysis. Gene Ontology annotation, molecular function: zinc ion binding; metallocarboxypeptidase activity. Lineage: Eukaryota; Viridiplantae; Streptophyta; Magnoliopsida; Malpighiales; Euphorbiaceae.
AAAAAAAAAAAAAAAAAGUCUCGCGUUGAAUCGCAGCGCUGGUCGUUGUUGCCUUUGCCUGAAAAAUGAAAAUUGAAAUGAAAUGAGAAGAAAAAAGCAAAGCACAACAUUCUUUGCUUUCUUUUUACCCUUAUGGCUUCUCUCCUCUCUUUCUUUCUGUUUUUCGUUUUUGCUUCUUUCCCACCCGUUCAUAGUGAAAAAUCUAAUUCCACUUUUACCCCCAUCAAUCGCGAUCUUUACCAUGCCAGUGUUGAUUUGUUGGAGCAGAUAAAGGCAUUGGUUCAUCGUCAUCCAGAUAAACUCACUGUGGAGACGAUUGAAACCGAAAACAAAGGUUACCAAGCAGAGAUCACAGUAGUUACAUAUUGCAGGAGUAGGAGAGAGAGCGAUGACAGGUCGAAGUUUCGGAUCCUUCUGAGUUUUGGGCAGCAUGGGAGGGAGCUCAUUACAACAGAACUUGCAUUGCGGAUCUUGUCAAUCUUAAGUGAAGAACAAUUUCUACCCAAUAUAAGUCCAGCUUCCUUAAAUAGUACUCUAGACAAGCUUGUCAUAAAGGUGGUGCCUAUGGAAAAUCUGAAUGGUCGCAAACUUGUUGAAGAAGGAGAUCUUUGUGAGAGGAGAAAUGGUAGAGGAGUUGAUCUCAACCGGAACUGGAGUGUUGACUGGGGCAAAAAGGAGAAGGAUUAUGAUCCAUAUGAAGAGAAUCCUGGCACUGGCCCUUUCAGUGAGCCUGAAACUCAAAUAAUGAGGAAACUUGCCUUGUCCUUUGAUCCUCACGUAUGGGUCAACGUGCACUCUGGAAUGGAGGCAUUAUUUAUGCCUUAUGACCACAAGAACACAACCCCUGAUGGAUUACCUUCACGGCGGAUGAGGUCAUUGCUUAGUGAACUCAACCAAAUUCAUUGUCACAAGCGUUGCAUGAUUGGUUCCGGAGGAGGCUCUGUUGGGUAUCUUGCUCAUGGGACAGCAACAGAUUACAUGUACGACAUUGUAAAAGUGCCCAUGGCUUUCACCUUUGAGAUAUAUGGGGAUUUGACAGCUUCAGAAAAGGACUGCUUUAAAAUGUUCAAUCCUGUUGACCUCACUAGCUUCAAUAGAGUUCUCAAUGAUUGGUCUGCUGCUUUUUUCACGAUAUUUAAAUUGGGGCCGCUGCAACUAGAUGAAACCCAGUCAAAGGCCUCUACAUCUGGUUUGGAGAAGUGGGUAUCGAUAGAUGAAUAUCUUGAUGGGUACUUAAUGGAAAGAAGAAAUAGGUAUGGUAAGAAGUUGGAGGUGCUAGAUGUUGGGAUGCAGGAGAUAAGAACUUAUUUUAGGCUCUUCUUGUUAUCCUCAGUUUUGUUAUUGUUUAUGUUCUGUUCUAGAAUUUCAAAGAGCAAGUCUAGCAGGCCUAUUGUUUCGGCCAUUCCCCUUUAACCAUGUAUAACAUCCGUGCGACACGGACGGAUAGAGAUGCAUCUGAAAUUCUUUACAAAAGAGGUUUUGAUUGGUGUAAUUAAACUUUAUACAGGACAUUUUUCCCUGAUAAUGUUAUAUUGAUUUGUAUUUAAUGAAUUGGACAACAAUUAUUUUUACAA